Molecule: messenger RNA, 695 nt
Organism: Ctenocephalides felis (cat flea)
Lineage: Eukaryota; Metazoa; Arthropoda; Insecta; Siphonaptera; Pulicidae
Product: oocyte zinc finger protein XlCOF14-like
Exons: 4
Coding region: 26-583 (185 amino acids)
Cellular component (GO): nucleus
Molecular function (GO): zinc ion binding
Source: RefSeq, a predicted model, not a curated record
CGCUAAUUAAUUAAUUACACAAAUAAUGGAUAGUUUAAAUUACUGCAGACUUUGUCUACAAACAUUUUCGCAUCUAAUAUCAAUAACAAACAGGAAUUCUAUCAUAUAUAGAGCCUUGAUAGAAUGUACUGAAAUUGAAAUAUCCCAACAGGAUAAACUAUCUAAAAAGAUCUGCAGCAAAUGUAGAAAACGUCUUAAGGAUGCCUUUGAGUUUAAAAAAAUGUGCAAAGAUUCGAAUGAUUAUCUACAGAACUCGACUAACCUACAAAUUUGUGCAAAAAGAUAUAAUACUAAGAAUAAAAUCUAUACAAAACAACAAUUAUCAGCAGAUUUUAAUUACACCCAUGCUUGCACAAUAUGCGGUAAAUAUUAUUAUAAAAUCGGACAGCUAAGAAUACACAUGGAUUCGCAUACAAGUUCCACACAUAAAUGCACCCAUUGUGAUUUUCAAGCCUCAAACAUUAUUAAUUUGUGGAAACAUAAACAUCGUCUGCAUCCACGCAAGAUUGUAAUUAAAAAGUAUUUAGGAAGACAAUUUAUGUGUGUUAUUUGUGGAAAAGAAUAUAAAACAGGUUGUUGUUGAUAAAACAUAGACGACAGGUGCAUGGUAAAAAGACUUUGGAAGACUUAUGUGAAGGUUGUGGAACGUUGGAGAAAAUUGAUUUGAAAUCUGCAAGUUGUCUGAGAUGCUCCGU